GGGGCCCCACAUACUUUUAAUAAUCCGUCUGUCUUCCAUUACCACAAAACCCCAGUUGUUGUUCCAAUUUUCUUUUUGUUCUUACAUGCACAUUUUAUUUAAUUUUAUUUAUCCCUAUAUAUAAAUCACAUUUUGACUCCCCCACUCUCACACUACCUACACUCAAUAAUGAUAAUGCCUCCGGCACCGCCCCUCACGGCGGCGAAAACCCUAGCCCCACUCCUCCUCCUCCUCAUCCUCACCGGGCCCGUAUUUUGUUGGCGGCCCUGGCCCACCACAAAGCCCAACUCGACAGAUAUUCUCUACGGCGGGUCCAAAAGGUACGAGGGCUCAUCGGAAUUCGUCCACCUCAAAUACCACAUGGGCCCAGUCCUCACUGCCAAUAUUACCGUCUACCCCAUCUGGUACGGCACGUGGCAACCCUCCCACAAGCGGAUUAUCCGCGAAUUCAUCUCCUCAAUCUCCGCCGCCGAUUCCAAGCCGCCGUCCGUCGCCGGUUGGUGGAGAACCGUCCAGCAGUACACCGAUCAGACCGGCGACAACAUAACCCGGUCGGUCCGGGUCGGGGAGGAGAAGAACGACCGGUUCUACUCCCACGGGAAGUCGCUCACGCGCCUCUCCGUGCAGUCCGUGAUAAAGUCGGCGGUCUCGGCCGCCACGCGCCCGCUGCCGGUCAACCCGAAGAGCGGGGUCUACCUCCUGCUGACGUCGGAUGACGUGCACGUGCAGGACUUCUGCAACAACAUAUGCGGCUUCCACUACUUCACCUUCCCUUCGAUCGUGGGGUACACGCUACCGUACGCCUGGGUGGGGAACUCCGCUAAAAUGUGCCCCGGCGUGUGCGCCUACCCCUUCGCCGUGCCGGAAUACAUCCCAGGGCUGACGGCCGUUAAGUCGCCUAACGGCGACGUCGGUGUGGACGGGAUGAUUAGCGUGAUAGCGCACGAGAUAGCUGAGCUGGCCACGAACCCGUUGGUCAACGCUUGGUACGCCGGCGGGGACCCGGUCUUCCCCGUGGAAAUAGCGGAUUUGUGCGAGGGGAUAUACGGAACCGGCGGGGGCGGGUCGUACACUGGGCAGAUGUUGAACGGCCGGGAUGGUGCCACGUAUAAUAUGAAUGGGAUCCGACGGCGGUUCUUGGUUCAGUGGGUUUGGAACCAUUUGUUGAAUUACUGUACUGGCCCUAAUGCACUUGAUCACUAGUAAAUCAAGCUCUUCUUCUUUUUACUCUUUUUUUUUUUUGUUUAAAAUCACUUUUUUUCUUUUCUUGUUUCUAUUUU
Molecule: messenger RNA, 1280 nt
Organism: Erythranthe guttata (spotted monkey flower)
Lineage: Eukaryota; Viridiplantae; Streptophyta; Magnoliopsida; Lamiales; Phrymaceae
Product: protein EXORDIUM-like 3
Source: RefSeq, a predicted model, not a curated record